AUGCUUCUAACUCAGCCUCGUGAGGUGACGCUUCUUCUCCGUGGGCAGCAAACCGAGCUCCCUGCUUUUGCUACCCCACAGCUGAGGACUUGGGGAGAAAAUAAGGAGCCUAUUAAGCCUGGAACAGAAGUAAAAAGAAGACAGCUAGCAGAAGCAGCUGAAAAGAGACAAAUGGAGGCUUCCUCUCGAGGCAUUAAGAACGUUCAGUCUGUAGAGCAAAAGAGAAAGAAACAAGAAGAAAUAGAAAAAAGAAUUGCAGCUUCAGGUUCUGGAGGAGGAGGAGGAGGACUG
Messenger RNA from Chaetura pelagica (chimney swift), 291 nucleotides. RefSeq names its product small VCP/p97-interacting protein (gene SVIP). Gene Ontology annotation, cellular component: endoplasmic reticulum membrane. The record is from RefSeq and is a predicted model, not a curated record. The annotation marks the transcript as partial. NCBI's taxonomy places the organism in Eukaryota, Metazoa, Chordata, Aves, Apodiformes, Apodidae. The transcript has 3 exons. Gene Ontology annotation, biological process: negative regulation of retrograde protein transport, ER to cytosol; negative regulation of VCP-NPL4-UFD1 AAA ATPase complex assembly; positive regulation of autophagy.